CAAGAAUUAUUGAACGUAAACAGAAACAAACACAUGGAUUGAUUUGCCGAAUUGUUAUUAUUAAGUGUAUUUAAUAAUUAUAACACAGAAAAUGCUUCCCCGUGAUGAUUUAAUAUCCUUUAUGGAUCUACUUGACUUAGAUGAAGAAGUUAUUGAUACUCGAUUGACAGCUAUAAUGGAAAGAUCAAAUUUCAUCGAUAACCAUCUUACGAAUGCAUUAAAUCUGUUAAAAUAUAAACAACUUAUUAAUUUAAGAGAAGAUUCUGAAUGCGAUAAUGAUAAAGAAUUUUCUUUCGUAAGUAAAUUAUUAAGCAAUCUACAAGAGGAUAAUGUGGAAAAUAUUUGUAAAAUAAUUCAAGUUGUACUAUCUCUAAAUCCGAAUACUUUAGUAUCUAAAUCGGAACAUUUAGUGCAACAAAUUUUAUGCAAUAUGGAGUUACCAACAGAGCCUGUUAAACCAUUGAUGAGCAAUAAUGAUCAUGUUACAAAAACACUGAUAAAUUUAAAAGUUUGCAGUAGUAUUGUUGAAGCAGUUAUAAACAGUAGUAAUGUUCUAACACUACCAUUUCUGGAAGUACCACUGGAGAAUGUUCUAUAUAGUAAUGAUGAUAAACUCAAAGGAUAUUUCUUAACCAAGACAGUUCCAUUAUUCUUUAAAGGUGUCCAUGGCUAUGGAAUAUUGGAUAGAAUUUGGAAAUACCUUUUAAAGAUAAAUAAUAAAACAGAAAUAGGUCUUAAAACACUGAGUUGUCUUUCAGACUAUUAUUUGCCUAAUGUAGAUGAUAAAAUAACUUUAGAAUCAGAAAUUGUAUUUAAACAUCAAUUUUGGGAGAUCAUUUUGGAUGGAUUAAUGUCUGAUUUAUCUGACAGAAAGAUGUCUAUAUAUCUGGCUAAAAGAGCACUAGAUUAUUUGAGGUUCCUUAAAAAAGAUGCUCUUAUAAGCUCAGAGGAUAAUAUUAUAUUUAAAUGGAAUUACAAAAAUAUAGAUGAUCAGAAACUUAUGUGGGACAAUUAUUUUAUAAUACUAGAUAGCUUAGAAGAAAAACAAAGUAAUAUUGUCCUUCCAUCUUUAAGACUUCUUGAAACAUUAAAAGAUAUGCCGGAAUGUUGGUUAAAUUGUAUAUUUAAUCUUGGUUUGAAACAUGAUAACACACAAGUUCGUUUAAAAUGUAUAGAAAAUAGAUUGAAGAGUAAAAUAUAUGUCGCAUCUGAGGCAAAGACACUUCUAGAAGCGUUUAAUGAUACUUACCUCUUCGAUAAGAAUACUGAUUAUAAUACACUCAAAAACACACUGUCAAAUGUGUUUUCUGAUAUUAAAACUUUCAUGUGUAUUCUUACCACAAUGCCGGUAAUAAAAUGGGCACCAGUUCCAUUAUUUCAUCUAAGCGAAGUAUUAGCAUGUGUGCGAAAAGAUUUAGUAAGCAAAUAUGAUCAAACAAGCAUCUCCCAAAUGAUAUUGAAUAUUUUAAAAAUAUCAUGCAAUAAUAUAUUAAUACGGAAAGCAGUUCUUGUUAAUAUUUCACAUUUAGUUGGCAACUGUUGUAAAGGUUUGCAUUGGAGAGAAUAUUUGAAUUUAUAUUCACAUUUUCAAUUUGAAUCAUAUACAGAAGAGAGUAGGAAUAAUAACCCAUUGAUAAUGUAUUUAAGAGAAAAUACAUUGUUACAAGCAAAUGAUAUACAAUCUUUAUUCAUUUUAAUAACCACAGCAGAAAAGACUAUAGAUUUUGGUUUGUUUUACAUUCAAACACAUCCUGUAGAAGUUACCGGUUUACUAACAUUGAUUAAUAAAAUGAUUUUGAACAUCCAAGACAUCAACCAAAGACAAUUUGCUGAUAAAAUGAAUUGCUUUGAUGAUGUUGUAUCUUUAACAUAUAUUUUUAGUAAGACAACAAGAAAGAAUAAUUCAGCAAUAGAGAACAUAAAUCUAAUCACAGCGACAGCAUAUAAAACUAUCCUCGAAUACUUGAUUUCUCUGUUGAGAAAUGAUAAAUAUCUAACUGUACAAGAGAUUAACACAUUAUUCCGUGGCUUAAAACCAAUGAUUACUAAUUUAAGUGAUUACAAUUCAAUAGAGACUGUAUUACAAGUGUAUAAGUCAUGUAUUCUAAUGCUUACAGAUACUCACAUAGCUUUAGAAGUAAGAAUAUUAUCUGUGAAUAUUCUGAGUGCUUUAUUAACAAGUCCAUUGAUGAUAGAGUAUUAUGGACAUGAAAUUUUGUCUUUGGACAAAUUCUUACAACUAACUAAAACAGGAUUGGAAAAUAUUAAUGGAAAAGAAAGAAGUGGGAGACUUAAAAACAUUCUAUAUGAAAAGUAUUGUGAAAUCUUAUAUAAUAUUAUUAAAAUUAAUAAAACCAAUGUGAAUACUGUAUCAAAAGAGUUUACAAGCUUUAUUGACAAUGCAGUAGAAUGCGGUGGCUAUGGUUGUUUAAUUUGGAUACUUAAAAUUAUGAAAGAAGUUAUACCAAUAUUGGAUGUAUUUGAUUUGUCAGUAUUUUUAGAAAGAAUGUGGAAAGAGAUAGAAGAAUUAAAAACGAAUAAUCAAUAUAUCAAAUGUAUUGAAGAAUUUGUAAACAUAAUCACAGAAAAUGCGUUAUUAAGUAAGCCUGAAUAUAAUAAUCUGUUGCUAGCGUAUUGGUGUAAAAUAAUUGAAUAUGGUCCAAUAAAAAAUACUCCAUUAUUCUUUCUAAUGAGACAAAUUAAUGGGAAAGAUCUGUCUAAGUUUGGGCCAAUGAUAUAUGCUCUGUGUGAUAUUUUACUCUAUUGUCCUAUACCUAGAAAAGAUCAGAGGAUCACCGAUAACCUAUCGAUUGAAAUUUUAAAUCAAAACAAAUAUGGCAUUGAUAAUAAAAGUUUCGAUGUCCACUUCAAUUUUCACAUACAAUAUUUAUCAUAUUCUGCAUUAAGUAAAGUCGAUGAUAAAGAUGUUUUAAACACAAUAAUAACAUACAUAAUAAAUAAAAUAAAUACUGUAUUUACAAGUAAAAAACGCUAUCAUGGUAAUUCAAAAUCACAUAGAAUAUUAUUAACGGGUAUGCAGACUUUGCUUCUAAUAUUGUUGAAAUCGAGAGAUGUUAGUAUGGAUAAUGCUGCAAACUGGUGCAUGGAUAUGUUAGGAUCAAUACCACAUCAACCGAGUGUUAGAAUAUGCCUAGAGUGGUAUAUAGCUCUUUACUACUGUUUCAAGGAAGUCCAAAUUGGCAAGAAUAUGGUAGAGCAUUUUAAGUCAAAGAAUAUACCUUUGACGUCACAAUUUAUUAUCCUUUAUUGGAUAAUUAAAUUCAGAAUAAAGCAUGCGUCUUUAAAAAGCGAUGAAUACGAAUUUGUUAUGGACACCCUCCUUUAUCAUACGAUGGGACAAAUAUUUAGUUUGAGACUACAUGCGCAGUAUCUCGCUACAAAAUUAUACGAUUUAAAUAUAAUUAAAUCUGACAAAUAUAAUUUUACCGUACAAGUUAUAAGAAAAACUUUCGAAGACAGUUCAAUAGACAAGGGCUUUAUAAAACUACAGAAAGAUUAUUUCGCUAACGAUUUCGACCUAGUCAUAGACUUUAUACCAAGUUUUAUAUUUUAUUUUCUACCCAGAUAUUGUGAGAUGUAUAUCAAUGAAAAAGUAGAUAAAAACUUUAUAAAAAAUAUUCUACAAGAGAUUGAUGAUAAUUCCUUUGCGAAGGUGUCAAAGAGUGUGUUUAAAACAGAAUGGACUAGAUAUCAAAAAAGGCAUGAUAAUAUUUAUGAGAGUUUGAUGACCGAAAUGAAAGAAGCCGUACAAGAGGAUGAAUCUAAAGGGACUAUUCAAAAGAAAUAUGUUCCAUGGAAGAAUAUGAGUGACAUUAAUAUGUAUGAACUUCAAGAUAAGAAAGGCAAAAAAGGUGAACUCAUAGUGGUUGCCUCAUUGAUCGAUAAACUACCGAAUCUUGGAGGAUUGGCUCGCACUAGUGAAGUGUUCGGCAUUAGAACAUAUGUUAUCGAUAGCCUCCGUCAUAUCCAGGAUAAGCAGUUUCAAGGAUUAAGUGUAUCAGCGGAACGUUGGAUUGAUGUUGAGGAAGUGAGACCUUGUGGUCUGAAGCAGUACCUCAUAGAGAAAAAGUCUGAGGGAUAUUGUGUAGUUGGUGCUGAACAAACUUCAACAAGUUGUCAACUGCAAACAUUCAAGUUCCCGAAGAAGACAUUACUGUUGCUUGGACAUGAAAAGGAAGGAGUACCGUGCGAUCUUUUACCUCUAAUGGACUUCUGCGUUGAGAUUCCACAACAAGGCGUGGUUCGGUCUUUGAAUGUACACGUCACGGCCGCCAUCUUUGUUUGGGAGUAUUCAAGACAGAUUAUGUUAUAACAUAUGUAAAUAAAUAUUUAUACCCACUUAAAUAAACCAAUAUUUAAUAUCUCAUUAAAGUUGAAAAUC
Messenger RNA from Papilio polytes (common Mormon), 4402 nucleotides. RefSeq lists its product as uncharacterized. Bases 92 to 4333 code for a protein of 1413 amino acids. The record is from RefSeq and is a predicted model, not a curated record. Lineage: Eukaryota; Metazoa; Arthropoda; Insecta; Lepidoptera; Papilionidae. Gene Ontology annotation, biological process: tRNA methylation. Gene Ontology annotation, molecular function: tRNA (guanine) methyltransferase activity; RNA binding. The transcript has 7 exons.